This is a messenger RNA of Candidula unifasciata, 2361 nucleotides long. NCBI's taxonomy places the organism in Eukaryota, Metazoa, Mollusca, Gastropoda, Stylommatophora, Geomitridae. The record is from the annotation of a GenBank genome assembly.
AUGGCAGAUGCUUCGGUGGAACUGUUUGUCAGCAUUGGCUUAACCGAGCAGAAAGCAAAAGAAACUCUUAAAAAUGAGCAGCUGUCAGAAAAUCUGAAACAAGCAAUACGAGUUGCCGAUGAGCAUGGGGGACCCAGUGCCCGAACCAAGGAGGUGGGCAAGUUGCUUUACAGUGUGGCCACAAAGUUGAAAGCUCAGAUCAAGCACCACCAGAAUUUCAUUGUGAAGUACAUUGCUAACAGAAAAAUUACCACGGAAGACCAGCUAAAUGCUGCGCUGAAUUACAUUCUUCAUCAUCCUGCAUUUGAUGUUGAUGUCAAAGCUUUUGAGGAGGCCAGCGGAGUUGGAGUUGUAGUGACACCAGAAGAGAUAGAAACUGCUGUAGAGGAGGUCAUUAAGAAGCAUAAAUCUGAAUUGCUGGAGAAGAGAUACCACUACAACACUGGACCAAUGCUAGGAGAAAUCAAGAAUAAAGUCAGGUGGGCUGAUGGAAAGGCAGUGAAACAUGAACUUGAUAUGCAGAUCUUGGAUUUAUUGGGACCUAAAACUGAAGCAGACCUUGAAAAGCCACAGAAACAGAAGGCUGCAAAACCAAGUAAAGCUGCUGACGUGGCGACUAACAACACUGUGAAUGAUGUCAAACCUGCAGGCAUUGACAAUGUAGUGGCAGCUGAUGGUCACUUGAAAGGCUUUGUUGAAAUCAUGGGAGAUGCUUUGAAGUUCCAUAAACCAGGCGAGAACUACAAAACUGAUGGCUAUGUGAUCACACCAAAGACAAUGGAUCUGUUGAAGAAACAUUUGCAAGAAACUGGUGGCAAGGUAUUCACAAGGUUUCCCCCUGAACCGAAUGGAAUUUUACAUAUAGGUCAUGCCAAAGCCAUCAAUUUUAACUUUGGAUAUGCCAAGGCCAUGGGCGGGUUCUGUUACCUCCGUUAUGAUGACACCAACCCAGAAAAAGAGGAGGAGAAAUUUUUCCUUGGCAUCAGGGACAUGGUAGAGUGGCUGGGAUAUAAACCCUUCAAAGUAACAUAUGCCUCGGACAACUUUGACCGGCUGUAUGAGUGUGCAGUAGAACUCAUCAGGCGUGGCCAUGCUUAUGUAUGCCACAUGCCUGCUGACUUGUUGAAAGGGUUCAAUCCUCCAGACUCACCAUGGAGAAAUAGGCCCAUCUGGGAGUCUCUUCAGCUGUUUGAGGACAUGAAAAAAGGAAAGAUAGCGGAAGGAGAAGCAACACUUCGUAUGAAGACAACAUUAGAGGAGGGAAAGAAGGAUCCAGUAGCUUAUCGAAUUAAAUUCACCCCCCACCACAGGACAGGGGAUAAAUGGUGUAUAUACCCGACCUAUGACUUUACUCAUUGCCUGUGUGACUCUAUUGAAAACAUCACACACUCAUUGUGUACCAAAGAAUUUCAGUCCAGACGUUCUUCUUACUAUUGGCUAUGCAAUGUGUUGGACAUGUAUUGUCCAGUCCAGUGGGAGUAUGGUCGGCUGAAUCUGAGCUACACUGUGGUCUCCAAGAGAAAGAUUGCCAAGCUGAUUAAUGAGGGACAUGUCAGGGACUGGGAUGACCCGCGCUUGUUCACACUGACGGCUUUGAGGAGGAGAGGAUUUCCCCCAGAGGCUGUCAACUAUUUCUGUGCUAAGGUUGGUGUAACGAUGGCCCAGACUUGCAUAGAUCCACCAAUGUUGGAGGCUUGUGUGCGAGACAUUCUCAACAUUAGCGCCCCAAGAGCCAUGGCUGUACUGCAUCCCCUGAAGGUUGUCAUAUCCAACUUGCCAAGUGAUUUUCCCAAGGUGGUUUCUGUGCCAAACUUCCCAGGGAAUGACAACAAAGGAUUCCACACGAUUGGCAUAGGCAGCACUAUAUAUAUUGAACAGGAUGACUUCAAAGAGACAAAUGAUAAAAAUUUCUUCCGCCUGACGAGUGAGCAGGCAGUUGGACUUCGGCAUACAGGCAUUGUUAUAUCUGUGGACAAGGUCAUUAAGGAUUCCCUUGGCCAGCCUGUAGAACUGGUUGUAUCUUGCAAGAAUGCUGAUAGUGCGCCAAAACCAAAGGCUUUCAUUCACUGGGUGUCGGAUCCUCUGUACUGCGAAGUCCGUAUCUAUGAUACAUUAUUCAAACACAAGUUCCCAGAAGACCCAGCUGAAGUGCCUGGUGGAUUCCUCACUGACAUUAAUCAGGAUUCCCUAGAGAUUCUCACUGAGGCUCUGGUAGACAAGUCUGUACUCGGGGCCAAAGUUUAUGACAAGUUCCAGUUUGAGAGGAUUGGAUAUUUCUCUGUUGACCCAGACUCCACUCAUGACAGAAUGGUUUUCAACAGAACAGUCACCCUAAAGGAGGACCCUGGCAAAAACUCUUAA